AUGGAGGAGAGGCCACCUCCGAGAGCGAAACCAGUGCUCCAGAAGCCCCCAGGCUACAGGGAUCCAGCGGCGCCGGCGCCGGCGCCACCGAGGCCUCCGGUUCGCAAGCAGCCGCUGCCCCCAUCUUUCCGCGGCAUCAACGCCAAACACGGCCGGCACCGCUCCCGCCGCCCCUGCUUUUGCUGGUUUUGCUGCUGGCUCUUCAUCCUCCUCGUCGUUCUCUUCUUCGCCAUCGCCAUCGCCGGGGGCCUCUCCUACCUCUGGUUCCAGCCGAAGCUCCCCUCCUUCCACUUCGAGUCCAUCCAGAAUCCCAAAUUCAACGUUACGGCCAAGCCCGACGGUUCCUUCCUCGACGCCACAACGGUCGUCCGGAUACAGAUCGCAAACCCAAACCGGAAGAUCAGCGUCACCUUCUCCCCCACUGAGGCCUCGGUCACCGUCCCCGGCGACGGCGACAGCGGCGACUCCUCCCUCGGGUCGGGAACCUUCCCGGCGUUCGACCUGGGGAAGAAGAACUCUACUGUAAUCCGGCUCGAAGCUCGAGUGCAAGGGGCGGCGGUGGACGAAGUUCAGGGAAAGAGGCUCAGCUCCCAGUUCCGCAGCAAGAGCCUGCGCGUAAUGGUUGAGCUCCAGACGCGGCUGAGGAUCCUGCACGGCGGCAAGAAGAGCGGGACGGUGCCGGUGAAAGUCCUCUGCGGCGGCGACGGCGGCCUCACCUUGAAGCAGCUGGAAGGAGGUGCCUCCCCCAAAUGCACCAUUAAUCUCUUCAAGUGGUCAGUUCCUCCAUCCUCCAUUCUUCAUCCUCCUCCUCCUCCUCCGGCGGCCCCUCGCCGACCCCACCGUCUGUUGCCAUGGGGCCGGCGGGCAUGUGCUCUGAUACCGCGCGAACCCGAGCUCAUUCCAGAUCACCAUCCUCACUCGACCUACCUGAUAAUUGCAGGAUCAAUCUGCCCUGA
Messenger RNA from Spirodela intermedia, 956 nucleotides. Lineage: Eukaryota; Viridiplantae; Streptophyta; Magnoliopsida; Alismatales; Araceae. The record is from the annotation of a GenBank genome assembly.